AUGGCCCGUGCGGCUCGCUGGCCCCAUGCACUCUGGCUGGCACAGCAGAUGCAGGAGGACGGCAUAUCACCAAACUCCAUCACCACAACGCUGCUCCUCGUUGCUUGUCGUCCACACCGUUGGUGCUCGGCACUGCUUCUGCUCACCUCCGCGAUGUCACUCGCAUCCUGGAAUGUGGUUCUAGGGCUGGCCCCGACUCCGCGCUUGGCCUUCCGGUGGCUGAGCCAGAUGACGGAGUCUACGGUAAGGCCCGAUCCCGUCAGCUUCGGUGCCGUGGUCGCCAGCGCGAGUGCUGGGAGCUUCUGGCAGGAAGCCAUAAGAGCCAUGGAUUUGGGGCGGAGCCAGGGAGCGAGGCCACUGCCCGGAGCCCGCUGCGCCGCGCUCAGCGCCUUCGCUCGGUGCGCACGCUGGCGCACUGCACGGGAGGUCCUCGCAUCCACGACCUCACCAGGAAGAGAAGAGCUCAAUGCUGCCACCUCGGGAGCCGUUGAGCUCUGGGCUGAUGCUCUAGCGAUCUUUUUCAGUCAGCGAGGUCGUUCGGUGCGCCCGGACUCCUAUGGCCGCAACGCUGCAUCUACUGCGUGUGCUCGUGCUGGGCACUGGCGGCAGGCGUAUGCUCUGACCUUUCGGGUUGCUGACCUUGAUGCCGUUGGUAUCGGCACCAUCUUCAACGGGCUUGCCACCGCUGCCGCUGCAGCUCUGAUUCCAGAGGCUUGGGCUCACGCAUGGAGCCUUCUAGCACUGAUGGGAAGCCAAGGCAUACUCCUGGACACGCUCGCUUUGAACGCCGCCGUCACGCUGCCGCGCUGGCAGCGGGCUGCUGUGCUGGUGGCCGCCUUCCCGGCCCAUCAGCUACGACCAAAUUCCAGCACUCUCGCGACAGUGCUCUCUAGCCUUGCAGACAGAGCGCUCUGGGAAGUGGCGCUUGGACUACUCGCAGCACGCAGUGCAAGCGAAACGGCGCCGAUCAAUGCAGGCAUUGCUGCCUGUGAUCGGGGAGGUGCCUGGCAGAAAGCUCUGGGCCUCCUCACGAAGCGGGGUCUGCGCCGCGACGAAGUUGGCUUCGGGGCGGCGCAGAGUGCCGUCGGGAAGUCCGGUGACUGGGCUGGCGCCCUCUCCCUCUUGAGUGAAGGCCGUUUGUUUUCCUUGAGAGUGACGGAAGUGUCGCUGGCAGCUGCCCUCGCUUCGAGCCAAAAAGUUUGGAAGGCCGCAGUGUCCUUGCAGGGCUGGGCGGUUAGACGAAUGCUGGAGGUUGCGGAGCUUGCGCGCCUGGCACUGCUCGCUUCCACAGGUGCGGCAGGGAUCUGGACCCGUUCGUUGCUGCUGUGGCCAGCCUCGCUAGGAGAUGCGAAGGACACGGCGCUUCGCAGCACCAAUGCCGCCGUCUCGUCCUGUGCCGUCGCCUCGGCCUGGCGCUGGGCUGUUCGACUGGUCAGCGAAGUCAGGAAGUGGGAGCUGUCGCAGACGGCCAUCACGCAGCAGGCGGCCUUGGCCGCUUUCGAAGCUUCCGGCCAGAGGCGGCGCGCGGCCGCCUUACUGGAGGAGCUCAACGAAGCUCCAGCUGCCCUGAGACCGAGCAGAAAGGGCCUCUCUGAAGCUGGCGGCUUCCAUAGGUUUUAG
Symbiodinium sp. CCMP2592 is the source of this 1620-nucleotide messenger RNA. NCBI's taxonomy places the organism in Eukaryota, Dinophyceae, Suessiales, Symbiodiniaceae. The record is from the annotation of a GenBank genome assembly.